ACCAGCAUGAAGAGGAUCUGGAUAAAUAUAUUGGUUACAGUUCAACUUAUUCUUGUGUCAAGCUCUUAUUCAAGAGAAACCUGCCAGGAAUUUGCCCAUGUCCUGUAUAAGAUAAUUCUACACUACACAACUGCAGUUAAGUAUUUGAAUCGACGGAAGGUAGUUCAACGACCUGCCUCCAAUUCAUUAAAUUCGGUCUAAUGGUGCUUUUCACAUUUCCUUCAUUUAAAGUAUCAAAUUCAGAACUUUAGCAUUCAAAGGCUGUCUUAAAGUUAUAUUUAUAAAUAAACGUUGUACUUAUUUUUUUUAGAAUCGAAGACGAUUUAAAUAUUUUCACUAAAUUCCUUUGAAUAUGUUCAUCGCAUUAAAGAACAAAUGAUUGAAUGUUUGUUUGGCACCCGGUAGUCUGCAAACAUAAAAGGCUAGAUGAGAGCAGAGGUUGUAGUGAAAUAGAACAGGAAAACCAGGAGAACCAGGAGAACCAGGAGAACCAGAAGAACCUAGAAAAACUUACGGACCAAGAAGGUUCGGCUACUUGUGAGAAGCUAGAAAACUCAGAAAACCAGGAAAAAUCGGAGAACCCGGAGAAACGGGAGAACCAGGAGAAAAGGGAGAACCAGGAAAAAAGGGAUAACCAGGAAAAAAGGGAAAACCUGGAGAAAAGGGAGAACCAGGAGAAAAAGGAGAACCAGGAGAAAAAGGAGAACCAGGAGAAACGGGAGGAUCAGGAGAAAUCGGAAAACCAGGCAAAAUCAGAGAACCAGGAGAAGUUUGAGAACCUGGCAAUUAUGGACAAAGUGGAGAACUCAAAGAACCUAAAUAUACUUAAACCUGUUGAGAAUGAGAACCCUGAAGACCAGAAAGUUCGUUUACUCAAGGAUCUAGAAGAAAAGAAAAAUACCCUAGAAACCUUCAUAAACACACAUUUUCAGGAUAUUGAGUAUGGAGAAGAGAGCGGAGAAGAUUAUGUAUCCAACCCUAUCAAUGCUUUUACUAUGAUUCGAAGACUAGCUGUAGACUGGAGAUCUUUACAUAAGAAUUUGUUUACGGAGGAGCCCAAGUGGUAUAGAGCUGUAUAGACUACCAGAGAUGAACGAGAAUGAAUUUUCACACUGAUUUAACUGACCGUCAUUCACAAUUUAACUAAUCAUAAAUGUUUCUCUUUUUCUCUCUUUUUUAUAGUUUUUUUGUCGGUGGAUGCAUUUUGAAUUGAAAAGUGUAAAUAAGAGGCUACAAAAUAUGCGGUGCAAACAAAGGAACUGAGUUUUUGCCACAGAUUCUGAUUUUACAAUCACUAUAUCUUUGCAACCUGA
Molecule: messenger RNA, 1313 nt
Organism: Eurytemora carolleeae
Lineage: Eukaryota; Metazoa; Arthropoda; Copepoda; Calanoida; Temoridae
Product: nucleolar protein 58
Exons: 5
Coding region: 384-1079 (231 amino acids)
Cellular component (GO): endoplasmic reticulum
Molecular function (GO): procollagen-proline 4-dioxygenase activity
Source: RefSeq, a predicted model, not a curated record